AUGACGGCAUUAACAGCAGCAACAGGUGCAGCAGCAGCGUCAGGUGGCAGUGCCACCGUGACCACUGUAUCUCCUGCUGACACUCAACAGCAGCAGCAGCAGCAGCAGCAGCAGCAAUUGCUGCUGCGCCCUACAAAAGAACCAAAAGAAAAAAGAAGAGAAGAUUAUAAACCUACAGAUUAUAUUAUUGAUCAUGUUGAUCUUUGCUUCCGUCUUGAUGCAGAAAAUACAGAGGUAACAUCUAUAUUAACGAUGCGAAGAAGAGAAGGAACCCCUCCUGUAGAUCUUCGUUUAGAUGGCGAGGGUUUAGAUUUACGGGGUUUAUGGGUAGAUAAUAAGGAGGUCCCCCCAGUAGGUGGGGCCCCCUCAUCAGGGGCCCCUUCAUCAGGGGCCCCCUCAUCAGGGGCGCAAUUAGAAGAAGGGUACAAAGGGUUUAGGAGAAUUACUUAUUAUAUAGAUAGACCUGAUGUUAUGGCUACAUUCAAGGUUCGUAUAGAGGCAGAUAAGAAAUUGUACCCUAUAUUAUUAAGUAAUGAUGCUGAGUAUGAGAGGAUAUUAGGUGUUGUUGGUCAUGAAUACUUUCAUAACUGGACAGGAAAUAGGGUUACAUGCAGGGAUUGGUUCCAAUUAACCCUAAAAGAGGGUCUAACAGUAUUUAGGGAUCAACAAUUCUCUGCUGCAGUAGGGUCUGCAGCAGUAAAAAGAAUAGAUGAUGUUUCUUUCUUACGGGCACAUCAAUACCAAGAAGAUGCAGGACCCAUGAGUCAUCCUAUUCGUCCUGAAUCUUAUAUAGCUAUGGAUAACUUUUAUACACUAACUGUAUACGAGAAAGGAGCAGAGGUCGUAAGAAUGUACCAUACCUUAUUAGGUCGUGAGGGUUUCCUUAAGGGUAUGGAUCUAUACUUCCAACGUCAUGAUGGACAAGCAGUUACUUGUGAUGAUUUUAGACAGGCAAUGGCUGAUGCUAAUAAUAGAGAUCUAACACAAUUCGAGAGAUGGUACUCACAGUCUGGUACACCAGUAGUAACAAUAUUAGAGAAGAGAUGGGACAGCAGCAGCAGCAGCUACGUGCUGCGCCUGCAGCAGCACACUCCUCCGUCCCCUCAGCAACCAAUCAAGAAACCUUUACAUAUACCUAUUGCUAUUGGUCUUAUAGGGAAAGAAUCCAAAAAAGAUCUACUUAAUCCUCCAACUAAG
This is a messenger RNA of Eimeria maxima, 1197 nucleotides long. RefSeq lists its product as hypothetical. Gene Ontology annotation, molecular function: metallopeptidase activity; zinc ion binding; aminopeptidase activity. The record is from RefSeq and is a predicted model, not a curated record. The annotation marks the transcript as partial. Lineage: Eukaryota; Apicomplexa; Conoidasida; Eucoccidiorida; Eimeriidae. Gene Ontology annotation, cellular component: cytoplasm. The transcript has 8 exons.